UCUGUCUUAAAUUUACUUAUUUAGGAAUUCAACAGUAUCUUUUUGAAAAUGGCCGGAUUGAUAACAUUUUCACGGAUCCUUAUUACGAGAAGUUUACAGAAUGUUUAAAUGAAAUUUUGCAAAAACAAGAUCUGCCACCUUGUAUUGAAGGUGGUGCUGCUACAUUGAUUGAAGAAGAAAUAUUAUGGGAAUCAAAGCAACUUGGAGCUCAUUCACCUCAUGUUCUUCUUAACACAUUGAUGUAUUUUAACACCAAGUAUUUUAAACUGAAAACUGUCGAAGAUCAUGCACGUUUUUCAUUUACUCAUGUUACCAAACACUGGAAGAAAUCAACUUCUAAAGGAGGGACUCGUAAUGUUCUUCUUCGUUACUAUCCACCACUUAUUAAAGACUUUUCAAAGCGUCAUAAAGAUGAAAAUGCAGUUUAUGAGCAAGUAGAAAAUAUCUCAAAUCCAUUGAGAUGUCCUGUAAAAUUGUAUGAGUUUUACAUGUCAAAAUGCCCAGAGUGUGUUAAAGUGCGAAAUGACAUAUUUUACCUUUAUCCAGAAAGAUCAUGUGUCCCUGAUAGCCCUGUCUGGUAUUCAACGCAACCUCUUGGUCAAGAGAUCAUUGCCAAAAUGAUCCAGAGAAUCAAAAUUGUUCGAGAAAUAAAUGAAAAUUGAUUUCUCUGUUUUAUUUAUUUUAUGUACAUUUUCAUAUUAAAAUUAUAUUGAGGGUCUUUGCAAUUAAUCUAUUUAUAAAAGUUUUUAGGAUGUGGUUUCACAGGCAAUAAUUUUAUUGGCAAGUGUAACUAGGAAGUUCUUCUGACUGUGAAAUCAAUUUUUCUAAAAAAAAAUAUGAAUAAAUCUACUUAUUUAGAAAUACAUAGUAUUAACAAAGCUCUUUGCUAAUAUUUUUAAAUUCUUUGUUCACUAAUGAUGAACUACCGACGAAUUUGUGUGUGUUGAACCUUCUGAUGAAAUUUUGUAAAAUCUCAUAAACAGCACUGCAUUGUCUAUAAUAGAUUUCAAUAUCCUAUUCACAUUAAUUUAGAAAUGAAUUUUUUGACAUUAUGUUUUCCUAACUGAGCAAAAAUAUUUAUAUUUUUUGUGCAUUGCUGCUUUCAUAUAAUUCGAAUAUUUUAUUGUAAAACUUAAUCAGUUUUAUUGUAAAACUUAAUCAGUUUUACAAUAAAAUUCAGUCUGCACCGACUUGAAAUCUAACUUGAAAUAAGGGGAAAACAUAGUUGACUUUACACCUAAAAAAGAAAGCUAUAAAAUUAACUGCUAAAUUUCUGUAGGUGUAACAAAAAUUUUAAAAAAAAAAAAAAAAAAUGUCUUAGUCACCAAAGGCAAAUUUUCUUCUCAGGACUUGCUGCAAAAAGUACAAAAUUUAUUCUUUUAUAUUAUUCAUAAUAGUUCCUUCCCUGUACAAUAUUAUCUUUUCAGACAUUCCAGAAAUGAAGUUUAAGUAUAAUUUUAUUAAUUAUUUAUUUUGUAUUUAAUGUGACAGAUUCACAGUAAAAGUAGAAAUUUAUUUAGUUUUAUUUUAUGUUCUAUAUUUUUAUAAUUAAUUUCUGUAUAAUAAGUACAUUACAUUACUUAUUACAGAAAUUAAUUAUAAAAAUAUAGAACAUAAAAUCAUAAAACUGUGUUACAAAAAAAUUAUUCUGAAUAAAUUAAAUGCAGGUUUGCAUGUUAUUUUCAAAUUAAAUGAACAAAAAUCAUAUACAAAUCUAUAGGAAUUUCUUUCUUUUUGUAACCUUAUUAGAUCAAAAGAAUAUCUGCAUAGUGUUUGCCUUGCAAAACAUUGCAGCCUAUUCCAUGAAAUUAAUUAUAAUCGAAUUUUUUGCAAUGAGCUUGAUUGAGAAAGUCUGAAAAGUGGAGAAUUGGGUUAAACUUUUAAUUUUAAAUUUUGUCUUUAUGUGGAAGUAUAAGUACAAAAAAUGUGGUCUGGAUAUUGUUUCAAAAUAAAGCAGGAGACAUUUGAAAUUUAUAGAUUUUAACCAAGAGAACAUUAAACUGAAAAAUCAGGUUUCUGAGAUUUUUAAAAGAAUAUGAAAGGCCUUUUGAAAGGAGUAAUAUUUGUAUCACACUAAAAUAACUAAAAAUAUGACACUUCUUUUCACAGUAAAAUGAUUUUUGGAAUUACUUGUAUUCUGACCUAGUUUUUCAAGAAUGAAAUUUUCAUCAGUUCUGUUAAACCUUUUGUUAAAUCUGUAUGUAUUGACAGCCAAGAUAUGCUUGGUUUCACUUUUUAUAUCUUCAUUCCUUAUUUUAUAUUUUCAUUACAUAAAUUGAUUAGUUUAAAUUCACUAAAUAGCACUAUAUUACUAAAUCUCAUAUUUUUUCAGCUUUUAACUGUUUAUCUUUUGAUAGCAGCCAUUUUUUACUGUUAUGCAUUUCUAGACAAGUAGAUUCAUAUAUAUUUUUCAGAAAAAAUGAAUGUUCAAGGUUGAAAGACCUUCCUUGUAAGUAUAAUUAUUUAUAUAUACAAUGAAAGCACUAUUCAUUAUCAUCCUCAAUAAAUUUAUUAUUUGUCAUAUGUAUUUUUAAAAGAAAAGAAAAGGAGCUUUCCGUAUUCCGUAAAAGAAUCGUAUUUAUAAAUAAAUACGAUUCUUUUUAAUCAUAUAAAUUGGGCACAAUAUGGAAAAAAAAUUAGAACAACAUUGUGAUGCAAAUAAUGCACAUUAAGUUGAUGCAUAUGAAUAUGGUAGAAAAAUGAAUUUGUUCUGUAGGAAUAUUUAUUUAAAAAAUUUAUUUAUUUCAAAAAUUUUAAAUAAAAGCAUUUUUGGAAUUUGAAAAAUUGUUUUAUAAAUUUCUACUUUCUUUUUAAUUUACCUACUGCAAACGAAUUAGGAAAAAAUUCCCCUGUUUUAAUAAAAUUCCAAUAAAGAACAAUUAUAAAUAGAAAGUUAUACUGUAUUACAUCAAGUAAUUGACAUCUAGUAUGUCAGUUAAGUUAGUUUGAAAUUAGACUUCAUAUACAUAUAUUUAUUAAUUUUUUUCACUAAGAAUUUUAAUGCAUCCAACAGUACUUUUGUUAUCACAAUCAUUUUUAUCACUGUGCACAUGUUUACUUUUGAAGCAAAGUUUUCAAUUUGCUGUUAUUGGGAAUUUUCUGUUUUUACUUAACGAAAGUACAAGUGCCAUCCGUUAUCUUCAUCAUAGCAAAAAAUGUCUACUAUUUUAUUUCACAGUGGACUAUAAAAAAUUCAUAUUUAAUAUCAUCUGACAUCAAAGGAAUAUUUCAUUUCAUUCUGUAUAUCUAAAUCAUUUCAUUUAAUGCUAUCAUAUGUAAAAUUUCAUUGACACUUAUAUAUAAAUCAUUUUUACUCUUAGUGUCAUAUUUUACUUGUAUAUAUCACCCUGGAAACCGUGUCUAUGAAUCUGUGUGUAAAAAUAAAACAAAAACAUCAUUAGUUUGUCAGACAGUUGAGACCCAAAAUGUUAAAAUGAAACUAUAUUACUCUGUACAUUCUGUUAUUACUGUGAUUGUUUAUUACGAUCAUCCUUUUUUUUUUUUAUUUAAAAACUUUUAAGUCCUUUAGGAUUGGAUUUCAUUUUCUCCCUUAUGUAUAAUGUGUGUGUGUGCGUGGAGAAGGGGAUUAAAAUGCUUUUGCGAUUAAAUAUUAUUUUACAGCUUUGAGUUUUUCAUAGAGAAAACAAAAAUUGGUGUUUCCUGUCUACUCCAUUUUUCUCCUGCGUGACACCGUAGAGCUUUUUUAUUUAGUCUUCUUUAUUUAAAGAAAAGUGUAAUGCUUAUAAAUUAGAUGAAAAGGUGUGAACAAUUAUAAGUUGCACGAGUUUUAAAUCAGUAUGACAAACUGAUGGCAUGUCAGUGAGCUUCUUCAUGUCCAUCCAUUUUAAUGUAAUAUAAUGAUCUUGAAAAUGUUUUAAUUUUGAUGAAAAUAUACAUUCUGACCUUUACAGAAUUGAGUCCAACCUCUUUUCAAUAUCUGUCACUUCAGAUGCAUUGACUGUAAUUAGAAUGUGUAACCUAAGAGGUAAAUUUUCUGAAGCCAUGUAUUCAAUCAGCAUUUGAACAAACUGUUCAGUUAGUGAAAUUACGUCAGAAAUUUAUCCCUUAAAUUUUAUCUAUGCAAAAUAUGCCAGAUGGUGUGUAUACUGAAACUUGCUAUUCCAUUUUUUAUGAAUGAAAUAAUCUGUAAUGCUCCCUUUGGAUAGUAUUAAAGUUAAUUUUUCUUGAAUA
Messenger RNA from Stegodyphus dumicola, 4191 nucleotides. RefSeq names its product zinc finger protein without children (gene woc). Lineage: Eukaryota; Metazoa; Arthropoda; Arachnida; Araneae; Eresidae. Gene Ontology annotation, molecular function: zinc ion binding. The record is from RefSeq and is a predicted model, not a curated record.